Messenger RNA from Batrachochytrium dendrobatidis JAM81, 198 nucleotides. RefSeq lists its product as uncharacterized. The coding region runs from base 1 to 198 and encodes 65 amino acids. NCBI's taxonomy places the organism in Eukaryota, Fungi, Chytridiomycota, Chytridiomycetes, Rhizophydiales. The transcript is spliced from 2 exons. The record is from RefSeq and is a predicted model, not a curated record.
AUGGCUCUAUCUGUUCUGCUGUCACAGAACUCUCUGUCAACAUCAAAUUUGCUCACAGAGCUCAAAGAGUUUCCAGGAUGUCUUUCAAUGUAUUAUCUAAAUAUGAAAGCCAUGAUUGCCAAAGGAUCAGCAACACCUUACCGUUUGGAGCAAAGUAAAGCAUCGCAAUCCUUCAAGAAAGCAAUUUUAACUUUUUAG